Messenger RNA from Apaloderma vittatum (bar-tailed trogon), 1283 nucleotides. RefSeq names its product eukaryotic translation initiation factor 3, subunit M (gene EIF3M). The transcript has 11 exons. Lineage: Eukaryota; Metazoa; Chordata; Aves; Trogoniformes; Trogonidae. Gene Ontology annotation, cellular component: eukaryotic translation initiation factor 3 complex; cytoplasm. Gene Ontology annotation, biological process: cytoplasmic translational initiation. The record is from RefSeq and is a predicted model, not a curated record. Bases 1 to 1131 code for a protein of 376 amino acids. Gene Ontology annotation, molecular function: translation initiation factor activity.
AUGCUCGCUGCGGACCCCGCACAGCGCUCUCCGUCUCCUCGGAGAGAUGCUGCAGAACUUCGAGCUUACCUGAAAUCCAAAGGAGCAGAAAUCUCUGAAGAAAAUGCUGAAGGUGGUCUUCAUGUGGACUUGGCACAAAUUAUUGAAGUUUGUGAUGUGUGCCUGAAAGAGGAUGACAAAGAUGUUGAGAGCGUGAUGAACAGCGUAGUCUCUUUGCUGCUUAUCCUGGAACCUGACAAACAAGAAGCACUGAUUGAAAGCCUGUGUGAGAAGUUAGUAAAAUUUCGGGAAGGAGAGCGCCCAUCUCUUAGAUUGCAGUUACUGAGCAAUCUCUUCCAUGGUAUGGAUAAGAACACUCCUGUGAGAUACACAGUGUACUGCAGCCUUCUGAAAGUCGCCUCAUCAUGUGGUGCCAUCCAGUACAUUCCAACUGAACUAGAUCAGGUCCGAAAAUGGAUUUCUGACUGGAAUCUCAGCACAGAGAAAAAGCAUACUCUCCUGAGACUGCUGUAUGAUGUCCUAGUAGACUGCAAAAAAAGUGACACUGCGGCAAAAGUAAUGGUGGAACUGCUGGGAAGUUACACGGAGGACAAUGCUUCCCAGGCUAGAGUUGAUGCUCACAGAUGUAUCGUACGAGCAUUGAAGGAUCCAAAUACCUUUCUCUUUGAUCAUCUUCUUGCCUUAAAACCAGUCAAAUUUUUGGAAGGAGAACUUAUUCAUGAUCUUUUGACGAUUUUUGUAAGUGCUAAACUAGCUUCCUAUGUCAAGUUUUAUCAGAACAACAAAGACUUCAUUGACUCCCUUGGCUUGUUGCAUGAACACAAUAUGGCAAAAAUGAGGCUACUUACUUUCAUGGGAAUGGCUGUCGAGAAUAAAGAAAUAUCAUUUGAGACAAUGCAACAGGAACUUCAGAUCGGAGCUGAUGAUGUAGAAGCAUUUGUUAUUGAUGCUGUAAAGACAAAGAUGGUAUACUGCAAAAUAGAUCAGACACAGAGGAAAGUAGUUGUCAGUCACAGCACACAUCGGACUUUUGGAAAGCAGCAGUGGCAGCAAUUGUAUGACACUCUAAACACCUGGAAACAAAAUUUGAAUCAAGUGAAAAACAGUCUCCUCAGUCUCUCAGACACCUAAAAAUAUUUUCAUCUAGUAAUGUCACUAUAGAUGAAAUUUAUUCAAAACCUUGACAAUUUGUGAAUGUUUGCAAAAUGUAUGCAAUUGGUUUAAAGGAGCUAAAUAUUCUAAAUGGCAACAUAAAAGAAGCAAUAAAACUAAACAUGGGAAAA